AUGCGCCUGGACCCGGGGGCCCCCAUGAGUGCUGCUGACGCCGUCAACGGCUGGAGCGAGGCGCAGCUGGGUCGGGUCCUGCUGGAGUAUGGGGAGGAGAAGGCCUGGAAGCUGGUGGCGCGCAGGAUUGUGGAGGCGCGUGAGAAGGCGCCCAUCCUCACGACACAGCAGCUGGUGCAGGCGGUGGGGCAGACCAUAUUCCGCGACAAGAGCAAGCAGGGCGGCAGGCGCAGCGGCAAGACCAUCCACCCAGCCACCAGGACGUUCCAGCUUGCGCUGCCCCAAACGUUUCAAACGUAA
Molecule: messenger RNA, 300 nt
Organism: Monoraphidium neglectum
Lineage: Eukaryota; Viridiplantae; Chlorophyta; Chlorophyceae; Sphaeropleales; Selenastraceae
Product: S-adenosyl-methyltransferase
Exons: 3
Coding region: 1-300 (99 amino acids)
Biological process (GO): rRNA base methylation
Molecular function (GO): rRNA (cytosine-N4-)-methyltransferase activity
Source: RefSeq, a predicted model, not a curated record